GAUACCAUGUACAAGUGUGGGAAUAAUUGUGUGUCAACUUGUUGUAGGUUAACCUGACAUUCAAUAUAUAUAGUGUACAUUACAGAGCUAUGAUUAUAGUAAAGUACCAUUCUACCUUACAUAUAAUAUUAUCUAAUAGGGGGCAACUCAGGCUGUUCAAAUUACUAAUCCCUCAAGGAAAAGAAUAGAAAAAUUUUCGUGCUAAGAGGAGAAGUAACAAUAAAAUCAAAUCCUUCAAAAUCUAUCGUUUCUGUGAAGAAAAUUUUGAAUCUCAAUGCAGAAACUUAGCUCAAAUGUCUUUCAUUUUCAGACCCAUUUCUCUCUCCACCUCAAACACUUACUAUACUCAACAUCUUCUUCAGCGACCGAAAAAUCCACUUAUUCAAUGGUGGAAUUCAUGGUAAAUUCUCUGGGGUUCUCAAAUGAAGAAGCAAUUAAUGCAUGGAGUAAGGUGAGUUCUUCAGAGCUCAAAAAAACUAAAGGAAAACCUGAUUUAGUUAUUGAUUUCUUGAAACAACGAGGAUUAAACAAUACCCAUAUAAAAAAGCUUAUAAAUUCCAUGCCAGAAUUGCUCAAGUGUAAAGUUGAUGAAACCCUAGUUCCCAAAUUCAAUGCUUUAGAAGAACUGGGUAUUUUUGGUUCUGAUUUGGGUGAUAUUGUUGCUUCAAAUACUUCAAUUAUUAGAAGGGGUUUUGAUACCCGAAUUAAACCCAUGAUUAGUUUUAUAAAAUCAUUCGUGGGUACUAAUGAAGAGUUCUUAAGAGUCUUAAGGAGGUCAUAUUGGUUAAUGUCUUCUGAUGUUGUUAAAGGAAUUAAACCCAAUAUAGACCUGCUUCGAAAGUAUGGUUUGUCUGAUGAAAAAAUCCUGAAAAUUUUGGUUGUUCAUUCUGAAGUUCUUGGGCAUGAUCCUAAAAGGCUUGAAAAUGUUUUGAUUAAGGUUGGUAAGGAGUUUGGAAUUUCAUCCGAUUCUUCGACGUUUUCGGGUGCAGUGAUUGUGCUAGCUUCAUUGAGUGAGGAAACUCUAAAAAUGAAGUAUGAGAUAUUUAAGAGCUUUGGAUGGACUGAUUUAGAUAUCAAGAUUAUGGUGUCGAAAUCACCAAGAUGUUUGAUAUUGUCGGAGACGACUAUUCGUGAACGGUUGAAGUUUUUCAUGAAUGAGUUUGGGUGUGAACCAGGGUACCUAGCGAAUCGUCCUUAUGUGAUGACUUAUAGUAUGAAAUAUAGGGUUGUGCCGCGGUACACCAUAUUACAGAUCUUGAAAGAGAGGAAAGUUAUCACUGCUAAAGUAAGCAUGCUGACUGCUGUUUGCAGCAGCGAAUCUGAGUUUCUAAAGAAGUAUGUGCUUCCCUACAAGGAUAAGUUACCUGAGCUCUGUAAUGCUUAUAUAUCUAGGGAAAAAGGGAUUUCUCCUACUAAGAGGAUGACCAUUAAGUGAUCAAGUUACCUGCUCUGGGGCUGUCUGUUGUUUGGCAGAUCAAAAUAUACAAAAUGGUUCUUCUGUUCUUCCUAGAAAGGUGAGACAGUGCUAGCAAUCAUGAAGACACUUUAAGCAAAUGGUUUACGAGAUAGAGUGGAGCUGCAUUCUGGUUAUGGCAGUGCUGCGGUUAGUCACUUGGUAGUAAUUAGAAGGCCAUUCUUGUAGUGGUAUGACCAACUUAGUUUAAAUUAAACUCUCACGCUAUAUGACUUGGUAUCAUAUAGACUUUGUUUUAGAAAUUACUUGAAUCUGCUUCUCCCAAAAGUUUCAUGAAAGCACUGUCACAUUGAUUAGAGGACCUAAUUGAUUAUUAUUACAAAUUAGAUUCUUUCUUGACCUUUUAAUGUUUAUGAGAUUUCUUGAUCUUUCUGGAAUUUGUUUCGAAUAUUUCAUAAGUGCUAAAACUUUUGGUAGAGAAUGUCGUGAGAUAUUAUCUAAUAUACUGUGAUUGGUUGUAUGAAAAGAAUAUUUGAAGUGUAAUGAAAUUUAAUCUCCUAAAUGGUUC
Beta vulgaris subsp. vulgaris (sugar beet) is the source of this 1982-nucleotide messenger RNA. RefSeq lists its product as hypothetical. Bases 275 to 1435 code for a protein of 386 amino acids. Lineage: Eukaryota; Viridiplantae; Streptophyta; Magnoliopsida; Caryophyllales; Amaranthaceae. The transcript has 2 exons. The record is from RefSeq and is a predicted model, not a curated record. Gene Ontology annotation, cellular component: chloroplast. Gene Ontology annotation, molecular function: double-stranded DNA binding. Gene Ontology annotation, biological process: regulation of DNA-templated transcription; chloroplast organization.